This is a messenger RNA of Gymnodraco acuticeps, 770 nucleotides long. Its product is annotated as lysine-specific demethylase 6A-like. Gene Ontology annotation, cellular component: MLL3/4 complex. Gene Ontology annotation, biological process: regulation of gene expression. The transcript has 4 exons. Gene Ontology annotation, molecular function: protein binding; chromatin DNA binding; histone H3K27me2/H3K27me3 demethylase activity. The record is from RefSeq and is a predicted model, not a curated record. Lineage: Eukaryota; Metazoa; Chordata; Actinopteri; Perciformes; Bathydraconidae. The annotation marks the transcript as partial.
ACGCGCAGAGGGCGUGUCGUACGGUGGCGGCGUGCGUUUGCCUAUGUGACACAAUUACAACAACUUUGAGCCGAUGGUUUGGGGGAAGUUUACGAUAAUACCAAGUAAACACUCCCUCCUAAAAACCCAACAUUACACCAACUUCAUGCAUACAAAGGCACUGGAAUACACGCCGUGUUUUGAAGUACAAUGAGGAGUGUGGAAGGUAACUUGACGGGAUCAUUUCCUUGAGGAUUUGGACAAGAAUUGGGCAAGAAUUUAGUCGCUAACGCCCCGAUUUGAGUCCUGGAUAUCCGUGCAAAACCUCUCGUUCUUAGCGCAUUCUCUUGGAGUUUCUCGGUGUGGUCGAUAUUCCCAUUUCUUCCCCAUGAAAUCGUGUACUGCUGCUGCUCGGAGCCUUGCUGGUAAUGACGAGGAGAAAAUGGCGUCGGGAACAGAUAUCGAAGAGGACUUUCCGAAGCUCACAGCUCAGGAGAAACAGAGCUUGCACGGCACUGACAGUUCACUGUUUGGAUUUCAUAGGCUUCAAGAAGAUGGCGCCAGAACGAAGGCCUUGCUGUUAAAGGCUGUUAGCUGCUAUGAUGCCCUCAUCCUGAAAGCAGAGGGCAAAGUGGACCCGGACAUUUUCUGUCAGCUGGGCCACUUCAACCUGCUGCUGGAGGACUAUCAGAAAGCAUUAUCUGCAUACCAGAGGUACUUCAGUUUACAGUCGGACUACUGGAAGGUGAGCUUUCACAAUUCUACAUACAACGUUGAAUGUUACUGGCACU